Molecule: messenger RNA, 1199 nt
Organism: Eremomyces bilateralis CBS 781.70
Lineage: Eukaryota; Fungi; Ascomycota; Dothideomycetes; Eremomycetales; Eremomycetaceae
Product: high osmolarity signaling protein SHO1
Exons: 4
Coding region: 98-1090 (330 amino acids)
Molecular function (GO): protein binding
Source: RefSeq, a predicted model, not a curated record
UGUCACCAUCCAUCCACUACAACAUCGUUUACUCCCUUGAUCUUCCCUUUCUUCCUCAACCGAUAGGAAUUAAACGUCCCUUCAACUCCACCCAUUGAUGCCACCUUACGGCGCACUUCAAUCCCCAUCGUUGCGCAAAAUGGAACGAGGAUACGGUGAUCACAGCCCACGAGGCCGUGGGUUCAGGAUUGGAUAUAUCGUUGGCGAUCCGUUCGCUUUGUACACGAUUUCCAUCUCAGUGCUCGCAUGGAUUAUCUCCCUCAUCGGCUCCAUUGUCGCCGUCGCCGACCGAAGCAAAGCGGAUCAUGAGAUCCCCAACUACACCUGGUGGUCGCUGUCCUUCAACUUGGUCCUGAUUAUUGGCAUCACAAUCAUGGUCGGGACGGAGACAGAAAUGGAUUACUCUGUCGCGGUCGUCGGCUUCCUUGGUGCCGCUCUUGUUUUCGAUACCUCCUCUAUCUCCUCCCUUGUCUAUUCUAGCAAUGGAGCCAAAGCCGCUUCCGCUGCUGGCUUCAUGGUGCUUAGUAUGGUUGCAGUCAUCUGGAUGUUCUACUUCGGCUCCCACCCGUCUGCUAGCCUCCACGCCUGGGUUGACUCCCAUGCCCUCCACAAGACCCCCGUCGACCGCCCGUCCAUGCGUACCUCCCGCGGCAUGUCCACCGGAUACAAGACGCGCCCUGAAACCUCCAUCACCGCGCAACCUCCCCUGCCGCAAAUGUACACCUCCGCGCAACUCAACGGCUUCGAGACCUCCUCCCCCGUCUCUGGCUACGCUGGUGGCCCGGUCGGCGCCAACUCCGACAACCGCAACAGCACGGCCGCGCGAUUCGGCGGUGCGUCCGGCCUGGGCGGUGGAGUAAAUGGCACGAUGACCGGCCCCGACGGCAACGAGGUCACGGCACCGACCGAGUACCCGUACCGCGCGAAGGCCAUCUACAGCUACGAGGCGAACCCGGAUGACGCGAACGAGAUCAGCUUCAGCAAGAACGACAUCCUGGAAGUCAGCGAUGUGAGCGGACGAUGGUGGCAGGCAAAGAAGGAGACCGGGGAGACGGGGAUUGCGCCGAGUAAUUACUUGAUCUUAUUAUAGGGAUCGAGUAAUCAUUCCGCUUGUUUCUUGUUUUCCGGGUUGGGUUUUUCUUGAACUGCUUGUGGGGAGGUUAAAAGAGGUGGAGGAUCCACCAGGGGAAGUCAACUGG